Messenger RNA from Purpureocillium takamizusanense, 615 nucleotides. RefSeq lists its product as uncharacterized. The transcript has 2 exons. Bases 1 to 615 code for a protein of 204 amino acids. The record is from RefSeq and is a predicted model, not a curated record. Lineage: Eukaryota; Fungi; Ascomycota; Sordariomycetes; Hypocreales; Ophiocordycipitaceae.
AUGGACUCCAAGGAGGCUGCACGAGCCGCUCUAGAGCAGAUCGAGGGCGACGACGAAACUGCGUUCGGUGCCGACUUUGCACAGCGGGUCAAGACUCAAAGAGCGCUAGGUUGGCGUCGAUUAGGGCCUCUUGGUAAAAUCGACAUCUCGGUCCACAUGCGCGAGAACAAUUACCGGUGGAAUCUCUUCAAGAAACGAACUGGCCGGUCACUGGGGAUGGACAACGAUACGCGCUGGAACUCAUGGUUUCUGCUUCUGGACGUUGCCCUCAAUCUCCAGGAGCAUGUGGAGUGGUACCAGAGAAGAUACUAUGACAACCUACAGGACGACUAUCUCGCCCCUAAUGGGUGGAGCAUCCCGAGGGAAACGCGCACUUUCCUUCAACCAUUCUGGAAGAUCACUCGGCUUACAGAGGGUCGCUAUACCACCCUCGACCGCACACUCUUCACCAUGGACGUCCUUCACAGGCAUUACACACAGGCUUUCCAAAAGCAUCAUGACAACCAUGCACUCCGCAGCUGCAUUGCUGCCUCAUGGGCUGUAUUUGACAAGUACUACCAGCUUACGGAUGAGAGCCCUGCCUAUGAAUGCUGGCUUACCUGCUGGCGAUUGUGA